This is a messenger RNA of Parascedosporium putredinis, 2112 nucleotides long. The record is from the annotation of a GenBank genome assembly. Lineage: Eukaryota; Fungi; Ascomycota; Sordariomycetes; Microascales; Microascaceae.
AUGACCCUCCUAGACGGGUCCCUGCACGUGUCUUCGACAAAUGACGACUUUGUCGAGCGCGCGGCGAAGCUGGCAGCCGGCUUUCGUGACACUGGCGUCGUAAUCUGGGUCCAGACAGUCUUUGAGAAGCCUAGGCAGUUCGUGGAGGGCCAGCAGAUCAUAACGAGGGAUGUCCCUCUUCCGCCGUCUGCUGCAGUCACCAUAAAGCCCGGGAAAGAUUCCGACAUUGAUGUUGAGGCCUUCCUUAGCACAACCCCCAUCACAUGUGUGCAGAAGGGAACCCCUGGUUGGCAACUGGCCUCGCCGUUGAAGAAAGUCGUCGAUCCGAGAAAGGACGUGCUUCUCAUGAAGACACAGUACUCUGCCUUUAAUGGCACUAGGCUUCUUCAGAUAUUGCGCUCGAGACUGGUCACGACCCUGUACGUGUGCGGCUCACUUAUCAAUGUUGGUGUUCAUGCCACGACUGUUGACGCCGCUGCUCAUGGCUACUCUAUCACUCUCGUACGAGACUGCUGUGGCUGGUCAAACAAGGAAAGACGAGAAGCCGCACUCUCCAACCUGGAAGAAGUGAGUGGCUGUGAUAUCGUCAAGGCUCGGUCGGUCGUGGCAACUCUCGGCGAGCCAGAUGAUAGUGACGAUGAAAGGGAGAGACAAAAGAAGAAGGAUGCAGAACAGAAGGCUGAGAAGGCAAGGAUAAAGGCAGCAAGGCGAGACCGUGGCAAGAAAGACGAGGACGACAACGUAAAGAAGGAUACCAAGGGGGCCGGAGACCCGAAACCAAUUGAAGCUAAGAGCGAGACGGCGAGCAAACCUCCAGUCACGGCUCCUCAAGAACCCAGCGGUGCCAAAGAGCCCUCGAAACCUCGCCCGCGCCCGUCCGAGAGCGGCGCAUCGAGCAAGCUUCUCGAACUACAACAGAAAUACGCCCGCACGCGGUCAAUACAACCGCGUACCCUUGCUGGGAGCGAAUCGUUGAGUUUAGAGGUUGAUUCGGACCUGGAGGCAGCAAGCGACGACGGCGACGACAGCGACGGCGAACUGCGUCGGAACCUCGAGAGAAUUGUCGCAUCGAGAAGUCGGACCACCGGCGGCGCGCGGUCGAGAGAGGCGGUCGAAGGCGUCAGGCGAAUAACAAGGGACGUCAAAGCUUUGAGGUUGUCAUCACCCGCCCGCUCCCCGCCCCGAGACCGAAUCGCCACCCCCGCCAAGUCUACCACGGCUGAAGAGAUGCCCGCCGCCCAAAUAAAAUCAGACGAUGCGCCUUCUAACCCGCCCGAGGCAAAGGAGGCCGUGAAGAGCCAUGCCGAGGCGGUGCCGGAAGACCGCGGCGACGCGACCGAAAGCGCCCCCAAGGAGUCGGAGCCUCUCUGCGAGGGCGACACCAAAGUCAUCUACAAUGUUCUACCCUCGGAGUUAGAAGAGGGCAUCUACGAGAAGCUCAAGGACGAAAUUGAUUGGAAGCGAAUGAGCCAUCUGGGCGGCGAAGUGCCCCGCUUGGUCGCGGUCCAGGGCCACGUGGAAGCCGACGGGAGCAUGCCCGUCUACCGCCAUCCCGCCGACGAGUCCCCCCUUGAAGCCCUUUUCUCCUACCGUGCUUCGUCUGAAAGAAGAGACUACAUUUCAGAGCACAGCGACAAGACUCUAGACAUUGUAAAAGGCUCCUACAUCGCCAACCUCAGCCUCGGCGCCGAGCGCACCAUGGUCUUCCGGACAAAGCGAGCGGAUAAAGAGCCCAAGCCUACCGCGGAGCCGGAUUCCGGUAGCGCUUCCCCUCCCACCAGCACCACCACCAUCACCCCCUCCUCGUCCUCCCCACCGCUGCAGCGCCAGAGCCAGCGCGCCCGCCUCCCGCACAAUUCUCUCUGCCGCAUGGGCCUCGCGACCAACGAGCGUUGGCUGCACGCCAUCAAGCAAGACAAGCGCCGCGAGGCCGAGAAGACGCCGGAAGAAAAGUCCUUUGGCGGCGGCAGGAUCUCCCUCACUUUCAGGAACAUCGGCACGUUUCUCGAUGCCGGCGAGACCCGCAUCUGGGGCCAGGGCGCCACGGCCAAGGCCAAGGAGGAUGCCCGCCCCGUCGUUAAUGGCGACGAGGCGGCGUCCGAAGCCUCGUGA